Molecule: messenger RNA, 3615 nt
Organism: Sinocyclocheilus grahami
Lineage: Eukaryota; Metazoa; Chordata; Actinopteri; Cypriniformes; Cyprinidae
Product: protein-L-isoaspartate O-methyltransferase domain-containing protein 1-like
Exons: 5
Coding region: 210-1289 (359 amino acids)
Biological process (GO): protein modification process
Cellular component (GO): cytoplasm
Molecular function (GO): protein-L-isoaspartate (D-aspartate) O-methyltransferase activity
Source: RefSeq, a predicted model, not a curated record
CCUUUUGUUUUUCAAUCCUCAGAUCUUGGCGUAGCUGAGAAUGGUCUGAGGUGAUUUGUGUGGGACGCAGGCAUCACGACUGGGCAUCCCUGUGGAGAAUCGCUCCAGUGCAUUCAUCUGGAUGUGAGGACCGGUCUAGUUAUCCGUCUCUCACCUCCUCUGCAUUUUUUCUUUUUUUUUUUGGUUUGUUUCGUUUCUCGGAGGGGAUCAUGGGGGGAGCAGUCAGCGCUGGCGAGGACAACGACGAUUUGAUAGACAACCUGAAGGAAGCGCAGUACAUCCGCACAGACCGCGUGGAGCAGGCCUUUAGGGCCAUAGACCGUGGAGAUUAUUACCUGGACGGCUACAGAGACAAUGCCUACAAGGAUCUGGCGUGGAAGCAUGGGAAUAUACACCUGUCAGCACCGUGUAUCUACUCUGAGGUGAUGGAAGCCCUGAAACUCCAGCAGGAUUUGUCUUUCCUGAACCUCGGCAGCGGCACGGGAUACCUGAGCACCAUGGUGGGCCUGAUCAUAGGUCCGUUUGGAGUAAAUCAUGGCGUUGAGCUACACAAGGAUGUGGUGGAAUAUGCAAAAGAAAGACUCGAUGACUUCAUUAAAAACAGCGACAGCUUUGACAGGUUUGAGUUCUGUGAACCACACUUUGUGGUCGGGAAUUGUCUGGAGAUUUCCUCAGACAGUCACCAGUACGACCGCAUCUACUGCGGCGCUGGAGUUCAGAAGGACCACGAGAACUACAUGAAAAUCCUGCUGAAAGUCGGAGGGAUUUUGGUCAUGCCGAUAGAGGAUCAGCUGACUCAGAUCACCAGAACCGGUCAGAGCUCCUGGGAGAGUAAGAAUAUCCUGGCGGUGUCAUUUGCUCCUCUUGUUCCGCAGAGCAGGACAGAUGGCUGCAAGCCUGAAGCUGUGGUGCUCCCGCCGCUGUCCGUGAGGAGUCUUCAGGACCUGGCGCGAAUCUACAUUCGCCGGACCCUCCGCAACCUGACCAAUGAGGAGCACCCGGCUCGCAACAACACGCAGCGGUCGUCCCAGAAGCGCAAACGCAGGCGCUGCCGCCGCCGCCGCCGCAUCAACACCUACGUGUUCGUGGGCAACCAGCUGAUUCCCCAGCCCAUGGACAGCGAGGAGGACGAAUGCAUCGAGGAGGAGAGCAAAGAGGAGGAGCAGGAGAAAGACAUUGAGCCCGUCAAACCCGAGGAGCCGCGGGUCAACCAUCUGAGAGACAAAAUCUCGAGUCUGCCACUGCCCGAGUCGCUGAAGGCGUACCUGCUGUACUACCGCGAGAAAUAACGUGCCGGCCCGUAGAAGCAUUCAUCAGCGGUGGUGGUCUCCCCUUUCCUUCUCAGACUACUCAAUUUCAUCGUUUUUUUUGGAUAACGUAGCAUAAUUGAAAGAUUUAAACCGGGUUGGGCUGCGUUCGCCAGAGACGCCGGAUUUGAUUGUGCUUGCUGUGUUUGUUCUAAUGACUUAUAACGUUGUAAUAUUCACAUUUCGAAUGUGAUUUUUCACUUCAGAGGGUUUCGAAGCUUCUAGCUCCCCUUGUUUGUAUUGAGAAGAUGUGAAGGAAGCUCUUUUUCACAGGCUUGUAUUGUAAGACCUGCUGUUUGAUGAAACCAGUAAUGACCGUUUUCUUUCUUAGUUUAAUUAUAGGGCGAAUGAAAAUUCGAGUCAUUAUUUUGGGAUUGAUUUUUGCCGCCUUUGAUUCUCCGAAGCUUUCGGGAGUUUUCGCUGUUUGUGAUGCUAAUGCUUUCGGUAUUUCUUUCUAGAGAUGGUUGUUUUUUUGGCCCGUGUUUUGCAUUUCUGUAUUUUUCUAGUCACAUUUGUAAGUACUGAUAUUGAGCUGUCACUUAAUAGAUGAUGUAAUUUUUUUGAUUUGUUCCUUUCUCUCGUCUUCGAGUCGAUCUGAACACCUAACGCUCCACUGUUCCGCUUGUGAUCAUAAAAUGUAAGAGACGUCACUGUUCGUGUCGGUUUGUAAUCGGUGAUUUCUCACUGUCGUAACAACUUGUUCGCAAUAUAUUGUCAGCAUAAGAAAACUGUGGCUUAAUUGCAGUUCUUCAGUUGAUUGUAGAGGAUUUUGUCACGCUGAAAUGAAAUCUAAUAGAAUUUGCAUCCGUCAUGUUUGUCACAUUUCCCAAAAAUACACACAGAUUUAGACAUUGGAAAAAGACCCAAAGUAUGUUUAAUAUGUUCAGUAGAUAUUGUGUCGUUUAAAUUCAUCUGAAAAUUCAUUAAAAAAAGUCAUCAUAAAAAUUAGAUUCUGUUGUUUUAGUACUGCCCUGAUGAUGCUAUGUAGCAUAACAUAUAUUAUGAUAUAUACAGUACUAAAUAACUUUAUAUAAAUUAUUCUGUUGAAAGGUUCUUAAUAUUGUGUGUCGCCUCUGUUACUGUUCAUUCAAGGUCUUUUGUGAUGGUUGUGCAUCUCUGGUUUGUCCCACAAAAGUCCUCCAGAUCCAUUUGAGUUCUUCCUCCCAGUGGCUAUAGUAUGCUGAGAUCCAAUUUUACUCCGGCACUGACAAAACCAUCAGAAAAGAUUGAAAACAGUCAUUGAUGCUUGAGGAAACCACACAAUAUCACGAACCACACAUGAUAUCAAGAACUAAGCAUGUAAACUUUUCAACAGGAUCUUUUGUGUAAUUAAAAUAACUUUGUGUCGUGAAAUAUAUGUACAUAUCUAUUGUGCAGCUUUUUUAGGGCAGUACUAAAUAUAUUAAAAAAAAUUCCAUUGUAAGAUUUUAUCUGAAUACUGACUUUUAUUUUAGUUUAUUCCUAAAAUAACUCUAUUAUGCCACAGCUAUGAACCACAAAUUGAUAAGCUGAUGAUUUUUUUUUCCUGAAUGAGGAAGACUGUAAAUUUACAUGUGCUAAAACUAAUUUGAUCUUUUUUUUUUAUUCUUUUUUUUUUAGAAGUACGCUAGCACACAGACAUGGAAUUUUAUUUUAUUUUAUUUUAUGGGGACUUUAAGCACCUUAAGUCAUUGCCUAUCUAUGAAAUGAUGGUGAGAGGGAAACUAGAAUGUAAAGAUAAAAACCAAAAUGAUUUUUCAUAUUUGGUCUUACAUGUUAAGGUACAGUAUCUCUAAUAGAUCUACACCAGCACAGUCUAGAAACAAUGCUUUCAUCUUUUUAAACAGUAUUGCACCAGCUUUGAAUUCAAAGUGACUUCAAAACUCAUAAAAGAGAGAGGUUCGUGUGUUUUGUUAUUGAGACAGCGGGAUGGCACAUUUACGUGUACAAUUGUAUUAAACAAACUUUAAUAGGUUACUACCCUCCUGAAAACAAAGACCGUUUAUGACUAUUUUCAGUCAAUCAUGAAAAUGCUCAACGCGUUUGAGAUAUUGAGAGAAGAAACAACAGGCCAUGCAGAUUCUACAUGAGUGGAUCUUGUAAUCAUUUUCAUUAUUUUUCAUAUUGCUUAUUGACAGUAAACCGGACGGUUUCGCAAGAUAAGAGCAAUUUGUCCGUUGCGUUUGUGAUUGUUUGAUUGUUUCAUGAGAUCUAAUUCCACAGCAUGAUGUCCUACAGACGCUCCCUGUCUUUUUCUUAAGUGUAUCACUGACUGUAAUUUGAUGCUAUGUUUCUCAACCAUCUUUUCAUUAAAUAUAUUUAUAGCCAA